GAGAGAGGAAAGGUGCUGGUGCAGAAUUUACAGACCAGCCGCACAAAUUCGAUCAUCGCCGGAGAUCCGACCGUUGGAUUGAGCUGAAAUUUUCAGAGGUUGUUCCCAACACUUAGGGCUUCAAUCAGUUCAAUUUUCACAUCAAUCGGAGCUACGGAUCUUCUGUAAUUGCAGCUGGUGCGACGCUGCGUUUUUGGGUGAUAUCUCUGAUUUUUCUUCUCUAUUGUUGAUGGCUCUUAUGUAUGUUGUUGUUGGUGGGCUGUGACAUCCUUGUAGACUGAGUUUGGGUGUUUUUACCCUCAAUUUUCAUAAUAAGAGAAGAAGAGGGCGGACUCCCUAUAAGUCCCUUGGUUUUUAUCCUUCACAUCGAAGGGGUUUUCCACGUAUAAAAAUCGUGUGUCGUUUGCAUCUUUAUUCUUCAUAUUUGGUUGUGGUUUAUUUGAUGUGCUGCUGAUUUUGUGUGCUUGGUUAAUCAAUUGUGGUAAAUUGGGUUAAGUGUUUGGUUGGUUGUCGUAUCCUACUUGUUGCUUCUCCCCCAACAUUUGGUAUCAGAGCAAAGGUUUAAACCGUAGAUAUGAAGUCAGGAAAUAAUUUUAUGGUUAAAUUGACAUCAACCAAUUAUUCCAUUUGGCGUCCUAUGAUGGAAGAUUUGUUAUAUUGUAAUGAUUUGUUUGACCCAAUUGAUGUGGAUAAAACCAAGAAGGAUGACAUGCCCACUAAACCAGAGAAGAUGACAGAUAAAGAAUGGGAAAAAUUGAAGAGAAAGACCUUGGGGACUAUCAGACAGUGGAUUGAUAUUAGCAUAUUCAAUCAUGUAUCCCAAGAGACUGAGCCACUCGAGUUGUGGAGAAAAUUGGAGGGUCUUUAUGAGAGAAAGACUGCUCAUAACAAGGCCUCGUUGAUUAAGAGGCUUGUUAGUCUCAAGUUGAAGCUGGGAAAAUCUGUUUCUGAGCAUCUUAGUGAUUUUCAAGAUAUCAUUAACAAGUUGACUGUGAUGAAAAUUGUUUUUGAUGAUGAGUUGCAGGCUUUAUUCCUAUUGAGUUCUUUGCCAGAUAGUUGGGAGACUUUGAUUGUGUCUAUCAGCAACUCAGCUCCAGAUGGUGUGCUUUCAUUGGAUGUCAUUAAAGAGAGCAUGUUCAAUGAAGAGCUUAGAAGAAAGGAGAUGGGUGUUGACAUUUCACAGACACUUGUGGUAGAGAAUAGAGGAAGAAGCAAAAGCAGAGGUCCCAAGGGGCGUGGCAAGUCAAAGUACAGGUCUAAGUCCAAGGAUGGGAGAGAGCCCACCAUAUGUCACUAUUGUAGCAAACCUGGCCAUAUUCAAAAGUUUUGCUACAAGAUGAAAAGAGACCAACAAAAGAAGAAAAAUGAUCAUCACAAAGAGGGUGAUGACAAGAAUACAAUGGCGACAGCUUCUACUUCAGAUGAUGGUGUUUCAUUGGUUUGUACUGCAGGUGAUUGUUGUCAUGUUGAUAAUUCUGAUUCUGAAUGGUUUGUUGACACAGGGGCUUCUUAUCAUUGUGUUCCUCAUAAGGAGUACUUUAUUGACUACCGAGCUGGAGAUUUUGGUAGUGUGAAGAUGGGAAGCCAGAGUUCAGCAAGUAUUGUUGGAAUUGGAGAUAUUCGGGUUCAAACCAGUGUUGGGUGCUAUAUGACUUUGAGAGAUGUUCGCCACAUUCCAGAUCUACGCCUCAAUUUGUUGUCUGCUAAUGUACUUGAUCAAGAAGGUUACAAGCAUACUUUUGGUGAGGGUAAAUGGAAAUUGUCAAAGGGUUCUUUGACUGUUGCUCGUGGCAAGCUUUGUUGCACCUUGUAUAAGACACUUGAAAGUGUGUACUAGUGAGUUGAAUGUUGUUGAGGAGAAAACUUCUCCUAACUUAUGGCAUCGCAGAUUGGGCCAUGUAACCCAUGUUAGUGAGAAGGGCAUAAAGUUGUUGGCUGGUAAGUCUCUUAUUCCUGCCGAUGUUACCAUUUCACUUGACCCUUGUGAUCAUUGUUUAGCAAGAAAGCAGCAUAGAGUUUCUUUUCCGAUGAGAUCCAGGAGAAAGAAACUUAAGUUAGAGUU
Molecule: messenger RNA, 2062 nt
Organism: Cuscuta campestris
Lineage: Eukaryota; Viridiplantae; Streptophyta; Magnoliopsida; Solanales; Convolvulaceae
Source: the annotation of a GenBank genome assembly